Solanum dulcamara is the source of this 1574-nucleotide messenger RNA. Its product is annotated as putative NAC domain-containing protein 94. The record is from RefSeq and is a predicted model, not a curated record. NCBI's taxonomy places the organism in Eukaryota, Viridiplantae, Streptophyta, Magnoliopsida, Solanales, Solanaceae. The coding region runs from base 190 to 1359 and encodes 389 amino acids. Gene Ontology annotation, molecular function: DNA binding. Gene Ontology annotation, biological process: regulation of DNA-templated transcription. The transcript is spliced from 3 exons.
UAUCUCCAUACACACUAACUUUGUAGUCUUUUCGAGAUCAUAAAUUUGGUCUCUAGCUAUCAUUUUUAAGGGACAAUAUGGCCUCAAACUAUGUCAAUUUGCUUUAAACUACUAUCACAAUCUAAACUUUGCCUUGAGACUUUUGCUUAAGGAUUCUUGAUUUGGCCUGAGACUUUUACUAGAGAAAUUAUGGAUGACAAAAGUGAUGUGGAAAUUAAGCUUGAUGAAGUGAUGCUGCCUGGUUUUCGAUUUCAUCCGACAGAUGAAGAGCUGGUUGGGUUCUAUCUAAAGAGAAAGAUUCAGCAGAGAUCUCUUCCUAUUGAGCUCAUCAAGCAAGUCGAUAUUUAUAAAUAUGAUCCAUGGGACCUUCCAAAACUAGCAUCUACAGGGGAAAAAGAGUGGUACUUUUACUGUCCAAGGGACCGUAAGUACAGGAAUAGCGCCCGUCCAAACCGUGUAACAGGAGCUGGUUUUUGGAAGGCCACUGGAACUGACAGACCAAUUUAUUCCUCUGAUAGUACCAAAUGCAUUGGUCUGAAGAAGUCCCUAGUCUUCUACAGAGGAAGGGCUGCCAGAGGCAUAAAAACUGACUGGAUGAUGCACGAGUUUCGCCUUCCUACGACUAACAGCGAGUCAGGACCACCUAAGAAAUUCUUGGAUAAGAAUUUUCCACCAAAUGAUUCAUGGGCCAUCUGCAGAAUAUUCAAGAAAACCAACUCAAUGGCAAAUAGAGCUCUAUCUUAUGCAUGGGUAAAUCCGUUAUGUGAAGUAGCAUCUCCAGAGUUGUUCAAUCAAAGUGCAACUGUUCAUUUCGUCUCGGAGAAUGUCUCUUCUAUAAAUGAAACAGGAUCAGUUCCCCACCUAUCCAGUAAUAAUGACUUACUUCAAGGAACCUCAAAUGUUCCUUCAUAUAAGUCCCUUAAUACAAUGGUUUCAAGGCCAUCUUUUCUUUCAAACCCUAGCACAGACAUUUCCUAUAACUUCAUGUUUUCGUCCCCUGAGGUUUCAGGACAAAACAAUAGGUGUUUACUGGACGCGAAUUCCAUGUUUUUCAACACAUCCCCUGGCUUAAUCACUGAUAUCAGCAAGACCAUAGAGUUUGAAGGUCCAAAUCAACAACUGAACAGCUUCUCAAUUAGUUCAUCACAAGAGAUGCAAACAAGUAUAAGCAUGGAAGAUGAUGAAGCAGGAUUAAGGAGUAAUCAAACUUCAACAAAUGAUAAUAUUACUGAAUGGGAAAACAUCAGAUCAGUUGGAUUUCCUUUGGCUGAUGAAUGGAAGCCUAGUUUGUCAUGGGAUUCUCCUCCCUGUCCUAGUGACAUAUCCACCAGUUUCUCAACAAACAAAUGCUACAACUAGUUCUACUACCAAACACAACCUCCUAGCUUUGUGUACAGCUAGUUUUUUUCCCUUUCCUCAUCCAGUAUCUGAAUUAGUCGAGUCAAUCAACUUCAGAUACCGGAUGCCUUUGGGAAGAAAAAAAACGAAUCUAGCCAUAGCACUAAAAAAAAUAGCUAUAUUUUGUUAAAAGUUAUUGUACAGCUUUAUGUUUUAUUUUCACUGUUUUGGCUUGG